This is a messenger RNA of Symbiodinium sp. CCMP2592, 816 nucleotides long. NCBI's taxonomy places the organism in Eukaryota, Dinophyceae, Suessiales, Symbiodiniaceae. The record is from the annotation of a GenBank genome assembly.
AUGGGCGACUAUCGCUACGACUACGAUGGCCAGACAGAGGAGGUGACCACGAUCUUCUGCGCCAACUUCCCGGCAGAUGCCACGCACAGGGAGCUCGACAACCUGUGCCGCUUCCUGCCUGGCUUCCUCCGGUGCAAGGCCACCUUCGGGAGAGGUGUCACGCUCUUUGCGCUCUUCGAUUCGGUACCUGCUGCACAGGCUGCCAUCGAUGUCUUGAACGACCAGGCCUUCGAUCGUAGCCGACCUCAGCAAGACACCCUCCGGGUAGUCAUGGCGAAGAGCAACAUGCGCGGCUCCGAGCCCGACCGAGGGGGCUGGCAAAGCCAAGGCAAGCUCCAAGAAGCGUCUUGGACACCGAAGGCGCCGCCGCAGCGACCCAGCUAUUCCGCGCCCAGAGGUGCAGUUGGUGGACACGCAGAUACCAGGUACCAGGCCACUCCCGCACGAGGAGGCUAUUGGAAAGAGGCGUCCUACGACACGGCGCCCAUGAAGCGAGCUGCACCGAAAGGAGGCAACGUCAUUGGAGCAGGCCACGACCAGUGGUCGGCGCCACCUCCCGCCAAACGACGACAGGCGUCCACCGAGGGCGUUGACACGGUAGCAUCGGUGGGCGCAGCAGAUGCGGGCUUCGACGAGGAGUCGCUGUAUAAUUUCUAUGCCGCUCAACAAGGCUUUGUGGCUUUUAAGGCCAACUCAAAACUCCGCGGCGGUUUCGCCAAGUUCCAGUCGCCGGAGCUCGCGCAGCAGGCCGUUGAGGUAGCUACUGCCGAGGGCAUCCCGGCGGCCAUGGCCAGGACAAGCAUGCAGUCAUCGUAG